AUGCGUCUCUUAAACAAAAUCCUCUUCUGCUCCCACAUCCUCCCCACACUCAGUAUCCCAGUCACAUCAAAAACAUCCCAAAACCACGACAUCACACCAAACAAGAUCCUCGAUAUCCUAAACGGACUCACAAACACCCAAAUAAACACAAUCUACAAUGUCAACUCGGAUCCAGUUAUCCCAAUCUACCCCAAAAAGAAAUCUACCGAUACCUCAUACACACUAAGUGAAGAUGAACUCCGCUCCGCAAUCCACAUCCCACUCGAAUUCCAACACUGCAAAGGAAAACAACCCAUUCUCCUCGUACCAGGUACCGCAGAUCCAGCCGGAUCAACAUUCUACUUUAGUUACGCGAAACUAUUAUCCAAUACCUCAUUCGCGGAUCCAGUUUGGGUUAAUAUACCUAAUACCUCACUCUCGGAUACACAACUCAGCUCUGAGUAUGUAGCUUAUGCCAUCAAUUACAUUUCUGACACCUGUAUUUCGAGUCCCACCAAGAAUGAUGCCACCAGUAUUGGCAUGUUAUCAUUCUCACAAGGUGGGAUUAAUGUUCAAUGGGCACUGAAGUACUGGCCCUCUACACGAGAUACCGUGUCAGAUUUCAUGGCGAUUAGUGCUGAUUUCCAUGGGAGUAAACUUGAAGGGAUUUGUUCCGGAUUGAAUGAUACCUGUACACCAGCAAUUCGACAACAGGGGUAUGAAUCAGACUUCAUUCAUGCACUGCGAAAGGAUGGUGGAGACUCAGCGUAUGUGAGUACGACAAGUGUUUAUUCUGGUGUUGAUGAGGUAGUUCAACCACAGAGUGGUGAGAAUGCCUCAGCGGCGUUGAACGAUGUGAGAGAUGUUGGUGUUUCGAAUACACAGGUUCAAAUUGCUUGUCCUGGGAAACGAGCUGGUGGAUUUUAUACACAUGAGAGCAUGUUGGUUAAUCCGGUUGCUUAUGCUUUAUUUGUGGAUGCGCUCACACAUGAUGGACCUGGUAAUUUGUCAAGGAUUGAUCUGAAGACGGUUUGCGAUCAAGUUGUUCCUCCGGGACUUGGAAAGGAGGAUUUGUUUGGGACGGAAGCUAUGGCAAUUGGAUAUGGACUUGUAGAUACACUUUCGUAUGAUGAUAAGGGCGAUGGGAAGGAACCAUCUCUAAUGGAUUAUGUUCAAGUUUGA
Penicillium malachiteum is the source of this 1161-nucleotide messenger RNA. RefSeq lists its product as uncharacterized. The transcript has a single exon. The record is from RefSeq and is a predicted model, not a curated record. The coding region runs from base 1 to 1161 and encodes 386 amino acids. NCBI's taxonomy places the organism in Eukaryota, Fungi, Ascomycota, Eurotiomycetes, Eurotiales, Aspergillaceae.